Messenger RNA from Pezoporus occidentalis (night parrot), 2242 nucleotides. RefSeq names its product carbohydrate sulfotransferase 1 (gene CHST1). Gene Ontology annotation, molecular function: N-acetylglucosamine 6-O-sulfotransferase activity; keratan sulfotransferase activity. Gene Ontology annotation, cellular component: trans-Golgi network; Golgi membrane. The transcript has 2 exons. Lineage: Eukaryota; Metazoa; Chordata; Aves; Psittaciformes; Psittacidae. Gene Ontology annotation, biological process: carbohydrate metabolic process; keratan sulfate proteoglycan metabolic process; N-acetylglucosamine metabolic process. Bases 298 to 1557 code for a protein of 419 amino acids. The record is from RefSeq and is a predicted model, not a curated record.
AGAUGGCGGCGUGCGGGGCUCUCCCGUAACCCUUCCUCGCCACCGACUUCGAGCGCAGCGAGAGGUCCCCGCAGCGCGGAGGGGACUUUUCCCCCCGCGGGUCCCCAGCGCCGGCUGCGGCGGGACCCCCCCCCCCGUGCGGGGUGUGCGGCUCUGCCUGCCCCCAGCCCCCGGUCCAGCGCUGCCUGAGCCGGGGAACGAGCUGCGGCGAAACUUGGGCUGUUGUUGUGUGAGGAGCUGCCGCCUGGAACAAACACCAAAACGACCUGUGAAGAAGCUCCAUGAAGGUGACCAGCCAUGCAAUGUUCCUGGAAGGCUGUCCUCCUACUAGCCUUGGCAUCCAUUGCGAUCCAAUACACAGCAAUCCGGACCUUCACGGCCAAGUCCUUCCACAGCUGCCCCAUCCCCAACCCCGUGAACUGCAGCCUGAGCCAGGACACUGAUGCUGCCGAGCGGCUGUGUGACGAGAGCCCCACUUUCUCCUACAACCUGUCCAGGAAGACGCACGUCCUCAUCCUCGCCACCACCCGCAGUGGCUCCUCCUUCGUUGGGCAGCUCUUUAACCAGCACUUCGAUGUCUUCUAUUUAUUUGAGCCCCUCUACCACGUCCAGUACACCCUGAUCCCAAAGCUGACCCAGAGCAAGAGCACGACGGACAGGCGGGUGAUGCUGGGGGCCAGCCGAGACCUGCUGAGGAGCUUGUACGACUGCGACCUCUACUUCUUGGAGAACUACAUCAAACCCCAGCCUGUCAACCACACCACUGACCGCCUCUUCCGCAGGGGAGCCAGCAAGGCCCUGUGCUCGCCACCCGUCUGCGAGUCCCUGGGUGCCAUCGAUCUCCACCUCGAGGAAGGAGACUGCGUGAAGAAGUGCGGGACCUUGAACCUGACGCUGGCCACUGAGUCCUGCAGAGAGCACGGGCACGUGGCCAUCAAAACCGUGCGGGUGCCCGAGGUCAGCGAUCUCCGGGCGCUGGUGGAGGACCCGCGGCUCAACCUGAAGGUUAUCCAAUUGGUGAGGGAUCCCCGCGGCAUCCUGGCAUCCCGGAGCGAGACCUUCCGGGACACGUACCGGCUGUGGAGGAUCUGGGACGGCACCGGCAGGAAGCCGUACAACCUGGACGUGACGCAGCUCACCACGGUGUGCGAGGACUUCUGGAACUCCGUGUCCACCGGCCUCAACCGGCCACCGUGGCUCAAGGGCAAGUACAUGCUGGUGCGGUACGAAGACCUGGCUAGGAACCCUAUGAAAAAGACUGAGGAGAUCUACGAUUUCCUGGGCAUCCCCAUGGACAGCAACGUGGAGCGCUGGAUACAGAACAACACCCGGGGGGACAGGUCCUCCUCCAAACACAAGUACGGGACCGUGCGCAACUCGGCGGCGACGGCGGAGAAGUGGCGGUUCCGGCUGUCCUACGAGAUCGUGGCGUUCACGCAGCACGCCUGCCAGCACGUGCUGGCGCAGCUCGGCUACAGAACCGCCGCCUCCGAGGAGGAGCUGAAGAACCUCUCCAUCAGCCUGGUGGAGGAGAGAGACUUCCUGCCCUUCUCCUAAGGCAGCCCCGGGGGGGCCCGGUUUUGAUACGGACUCUUUCUAACUGUUGCCUUAUUUUGGUUCGUUUCGGUUCCCCCCUUCCCCUCUUUCUCUCUUUUCUCCUCUCCAAGAUUUGCACUAAACCUUGAGCAGGAAUCUCAGCAGCUGAGGCCGAGGGAAGCGAUUGCCGCCCCUCAAUAAUACGUUUGGGAUGCAAGAGGAGUCGGGUCUCUCCAAGCAAGAGCUAUAGAACUGUGGAUGGGUUAUAAUGUUUACAAAACAUACAAAGCGUAUAAAGCAACCUUCAAGCUUUCCAAACCGAAGGGUACCUGGGGUACUGUACUUUUGCACUGUUUACUUUUACAAUGUAAGAGGUAAAUAUAAUUUAUGAAUGGUGUCAUCCCCUCCAGAAUAACUCCCCUCGCCCCACAAUGAGCAGGUUAGACUGGAAGCUGAACGCGCAACAACCUCCUCGGUUUUGAUCUCAGUGCGAUAAUGUCCUGUUACUGGGCUGGGCAGUGGGUCAGCUGCUCGUACAUGGUGGUUUGGUAACACCUGUGAUAGUUCUUUGUGCCAAAAAAAAAAAAUCAUGAAAGGAAAACAAGAAAAGGGAAAAACCGAAGUGAUUGGGUGGUUUGGUAAAAGCCCAACACAUUUAAUGCUUUAUUUCUGUGUUUUCUGUAAAUAAAAAGUGCAAUAAAACUGA